CAAGAAGCAAAUGAAAGCGUUACAAGAUUCCACAAUAUAUUGACUAGGUAGAGAUAGAGUAGUAAUAUACGUAGCUUUAAUGGUAUGACUUUUUCUUGCAUAAAAGCUUUAACCACUUCUCUCUAGUUUCUUCAACAGAGACUGCCCUCUGCUCUUUUUCUUUUCCCAAUUAAUAGAAAUUAACCAUGGCUGGUCUUGGUCUACAAAGAUCUGCAGUGUCCUUCAGAAGACAAGGCUCAUCUGGUUUUGUUUGGGACGACAAGUUCUUGUCUGAAGAAAUCAACAAAGCUGAAGCUGCUGCUGCUGCUGC
This is a messenger RNA of Arachis ipaensis, 310 nucleotides long. Its product is annotated as MAPK kinase substrate protein At1g80180. The record is from RefSeq and is a predicted model, not a curated record. NCBI's taxonomy places the organism in Eukaryota, Viridiplantae, Streptophyta, Magnoliopsida, Fabales, Fabaceae.